AGUUAGAAUGUGCUAGAAUGUCCGGCAUGUGAAUGGGAGAGCUGUUGUACUGCGGGGACCUGGAGAAAUGGUCCAACACGGCACGUGGUAAGACCUGGAGGAAGUUCUUUAUCAGACUUACAAACAGGGAGAUCAGGUGGCAUCUACCAACUGAGGCGGAUCAGAAUGUGUUUCUUGGAGAGAUUGAAGUAUCUCGAAUAGUUAACGCGAAGAUAGACAAGACAUCAGCCCUCAACGAGCCUGAUCACUGUAUGUUUAUUGUUCAAGAUCCUCAGAUUACUCAUGAGUUCAGGACUUCUUCUCUUGAACAAUCGGAGCACUGGGUACAACAUAUUAAAAACGCUACCUUACCGAAGACUAGGAGAAAGAAACUACCAGAUACCUUGGGACGAGACAGGAUUCACUCAGAUACCUCCAACCAAUCCAACAUUUCAGUCAAGUCUACUCAAGACAAGCCAGCAAUGGUAACAGAGAUUAUGGGCGGCACUCAUAUAUGCCGACCUUCUGAUCCGUCCGAGGGCGAACAAAAAACGGAGAAAAACACCAUUCUUAUCAUGAACAACAUACCCGAGAGACUUAAGGACUCUCUGAGAAUCCGACGAGCCCAAUCAUCAGACAACAUACAUCUAAAGGUGGCCACUGAGGAGGUGAGGCCCAGGCCUAGCAGCCCUAGGUCCAUGCGUUCCACCAGCAACUCGCUAAAGAAAAACCGUUAUUCUUUCAGUUUGUCAACUUUCUAUCCGUUUUCUCCACGACCCUCAGUUGAUUCAGAUACUGACCUGUCGGAGGUACCAUCUGAUAUCCUAAACGCACCGAUUGUCAGGGAAGGGUACCUUAUCAAACAGGGUCAGAAGAUAAAGAACUGGAAGAGAAGGUGGUUUACGCUGUCAAGUUCAGCUUUAACGUAUAGAGAAGAAGAGAGUACAGCAGCGAAAGGGAUAAUAUACAUGGCGGAAGUUAUUUUAGCUAGGAGAUCUUGCAAGUAUCCCGACAAGAAGUUUCUGUUUGAAGUCAUCACUAAAAAGAGAACUUACUACAUGAUGGCGUCUAGUCAGGACGAGAUGACGACCUGGACGGAUGCUCUCACAACCAUUCUGAUCCCUGAGAUACACAAUAACUGCAACAACUCGGACGCUUCCUCCUUGAGCUCCUCUUGAAAGGAGAUGUCUCAACUUGUCUCUACUUCAGAGACACUGCCUAUUAAAUUAAAUAUAUAGGACUUCUUCAGUUCAAUGCCCGCGUUUCAUUGAAACACUGAUACAGUUUGAAUACGCUAAGGUGGUCAUCAGUGUCAGACUUUUAGAAGUAUAGAGUAGAACAAGAUCGCACGGUGACAUUUUCACCGAAAGCGAGUUUUAAGAGUUAAAGUUAUUAGUUUUCGCAAUUUUAUCGAUGCGUUUUCCUUAUAAUAUUUUUCCAUCAUUAAUAUUCUGUUCGUAUGAUUAUUUACAUUCCUUUCGGCGUUAAGCACUUUUUUGGGAACGGCUAACAAAUUAGUUACUCGGUAAGUUGAUUUAUACAUCCUGAUUAAAGUUUUGAUUUUAUACGGUUAAUGUUCUAAUUUUUAUGAUUGAAUGUUGCACUCUUUAUAAUCCAAA
This is a messenger RNA of Bolinopsis microptera, 1598 nucleotides long. RefSeq names its product pleckstrin homology domain-containing family A member 1-like. The transcript has 10 exons. Lineage: Eukaryota; Metazoa; Ctenophora; Tentaculata; Lobata; Bolinopsidae. The record is from RefSeq and is a predicted model, not a curated record. The coding region runs from base 33 to 1157 and encodes 374 amino acids.